UUCAAUCUAUUUGUGUGGGUAUGUGGCCGUUAAGUAUAAUUGCGCUUCAAUUUUCAGAUAAAUUUUGUAGCUUCAAUGUGUUUCAAUGUAUAAUUUUGGCCGUUAAGUAAAAUUGGGCUUCAAUUUUCAGAUAAAUUUUGUAGCUUCUGCAAACUGCAAAUUUGUAAAGAUAAUACGGUCAUCUUUAUAAAUCCGGAUUCAUUGUAAAUUAAUGUUUUGUUAAUAUUUUAAAUUAAUGUUUUGAUAAUAUUAGUGAUGAUUUUCACCUUCUGAUGGUGUGCAAAGAGUGUUGUUUAAAGUGCUUCAUUGUGUUUUGAUAUUUUUUCUGAAAAAAAUAUGGACAAUGGGAAAGUGUUGCUGAUUUUUAUGUAAGAAAUCUCUCUGUUAUGUGAUGAAGAUGUAUUUUAUUUUUUAUUUUAUUUUUUUGAUUUUUAUGUGCACAAGAUAAUAUCGUUUUAUUGGCUGGCUGAUACUGUAGAAGUAUUGUACUAUUUGUUGCCGACCAUUUACAUGUUCGUGUUUUCAUGAUUAAACGUCUCAGGUACUUAGUUUUACGGCUCCACAAUAACUAUAGCAUCAACAACGUCCAUUCUUAUAUCCAAAAUUAGUAUGGAUUCUGUAAAAUCGGUUAACUUAUCCAUACAGGAUAAUGUACUUCAGCCACUCUUUAUUUCUUCCGGCUCUUCGACUUUACACGAAGCACUAGAGCGGCUAAUCGAAACUGCCAAAACUUCCGAUGGACGUUUAUCCCUUUCUUCCAAAGAUAUUAUCAAACCAGCCCUCGAACUUUGCCGAUAUCCUUUACGAGUCCCACACCAAGAACUUCUUUUAGCCGUAAAGCUACUUAGAAACUUGUGUGCGGGUGAAAUUAAAAACCAGGACCUAUUUAUCGAACAAAACGGCGUUGGUAUUCUUUCAACCCUCGUUGGUUCUAUGUGUUCAAAUUCUGGUUCCGAUAGUGAGAUACUUCGUAUGGUAUUGCAAACGUUGGGAAAUGUUUCGUUAGCUGGUGAAAAACAUCAAGAAGCUGUGUGGGCCCAGUUCUUCCCCCUUGGAUUUAUCGAUAUUGCUCGAGUUCAAAGCAAGGAAACAUGUGAUCCUUUGUGCAUGGUUAUCUACACUUGUUCCGAAGGUAGUAAUGAAAGAUGGGUUGAACUGCUUUCCGAUCAAGGGCUGGAUAUCAUUGUACAAAUCGUACGAACAGUUACAGCAGUCGGUUUUAGUGAGGAUUGGGUGAAAUUGCUCAUCUCAAAGAUCUGCUUUGACGAAUCCUAUUUUUCGUCAAUUUUCUCUAAAUUAUCCGAGAACUGCGAUGAAAACGUACCGCAAAUUUCUCAUUUUGGAGACGAAGAAGCGUUCUUGCUGAGCAUUCUUUCAGAAAUAUUAAACGAGCGGCUCGGAGAAAUUGUAGUCUCGACCAAUUUUUCCUUGUCAAUUUAUCAGAUAUUGAGAAAUGCUGUUGAGAUUGUUGAUUUCAGCACAAGGGCAAAAUUGUCUCUUCCAACCGGUUCAUCCGUUACUGAUGCUAUGGGCUACGCUCUCUCCCUCAUAAGAGAUAUUACCGCGUGUGACGGUCCAAACGUGGAUACAUUAUCGCGGGCCGGGCUUAUUAAAUUUCUUAUAGACUUGUUUCGAAAUUUAGAGCCUCCAACAUUGAUUAGGAGAUCAACGGGCCACGCCGAUACUGAAAACGAUACGACUCCUCGAUUUUCCAAGUACUGUUGUCCUUACAAAGGCUUUCGAAGAGAUAUCGUGGGCGUUAUCGGAAACUGCAGCUAUGGGAGGAUUAGUGUGCAGGAUGAGAUACGAGAGCAAGAUGGGAUUCUUUUAAUGCUGCAACAGUGUGUGACAGAUGAAGAUAAUCCGUUUUUGAGGGAGUGGGGAAUUUGGUCGAUGAGAAAUAUUUUGGAAGGGAAUGUUAAAAAUCGAGAAUUAGUUGUUGAUUUGGAGGUACAGGGAUCUGUUGAUACUCCUGAAAUUGCUGGAGUUGGGCUUCGAGUGGAAAUCGAUCAUGUGACUCGUCGGCCAAAGCUCGUUAAUGCUUCGUGAAGAUUCUCGAGUGGUUGGAUGAAAGAAUCGGUAUGCUCGAGAUGGGAGGAUCGAACGGGGGCAUG
This is a messenger RNA of Erythranthe guttata (spotted monkey flower), 2114 nucleotides long. Lineage: Eukaryota; Viridiplantae; Streptophyta; Magnoliopsida; Lamiales; Phrymaceae. The record is from RefSeq and is a predicted model, not a curated record.